Molecule: messenger RNA, 1101 nt
Organism: Nicrophorus vespilloides
Lineage: Eukaryota; Metazoa; Arthropoda; Insecta; Coleoptera; Silphidae
Product: proline synthase co-transcribed bacterial homolog protein
Exons: 4
Coding region: 107-880 (257 amino acids)
Cellular component (GO): intracellular anatomical structure
Molecular function (GO): pyridoxal phosphate binding
Source: RefSeq, a predicted model, not a curated record
CCUCUGUCUUCAGUUGCACGACGCUCGUCGAGAUGAUACGCAGCGUUUUCAAUUGUUUAAAUAGUUGAUAGCGUAAUUCGUUUGUUUGUUUCAGUGAUUGAAGGUUAUGUUGAAGACGAUGAUGGACGUCGACGUUAAGCAGGGUCUGAGGAUCGUUCGAAAUAGAAUCGAGGCGGCUUGCCAGAAACGUAAACCCGAAUUGCAGAAUGUUAAGGCGAAUCUCGUUGCAGUCAGCAAGACGAAACCUGCUGAGAUGAUCGUGGAUUGCUACGAUGAGGGACAAAGGGACUUCGGAGAGAACUACGUGAAGGAGUUGUCCGAGAAGGGCAUCAAUGAGGAGAUUCUGUCGAAAUGCAAGGAGAUCAGGUGGCACUUCAUCGGUCAUCUGCAGAACAACAAGGUCAACAAGCUGCUGAAAACGCCGAAUCUGUACAUGAUCGAAACGGUGGAUAGCGUCGAACUCGCGGAUCUGCUGAACAAGAAUUGGCAGAAGAUUCGCACGGAGUCGGAUCACAGGAUGAAGAUCAUGAUUCAGGUGAACACGAGCGGAGAACAAGAGAAGUCUGGAGCUGAUCCAGGAACGGUGAACGGCUUCGGAACGCACGUGAUCGAGAAGUGUCCGAAUUUAGAGUUGGUCGGCCUCAUGACCAUAGGCCGCUUCGGUUAUAAUUGGCGGGACGAGGGAGCUCCACCGAAUCCAGAUUUUCUCGGCCUGAUCGAAUGUCGGGCGGCUCUGUGCGAUCAUCUGGGAAUCGAUCACGUCGCAAUGGAACUAUCGAUGGGAAUGUCCGACGAUUUCGAGCACGCUAUCGAUUUGGGAAGCGGCAACGUUCGUGUGGGAAGCUCGAUCUUCGGCCACAGGAACUACAACGACAAAUGAAUUAUAUGUAAUAAACGUUGUACAUAACUGUUGAAUUCGUUUGUUUCCAAUUCCUUGAUUAUUUUGGGUGAUGAUUGGAGGAAAGAAAAGAUUGAUUUUGUAAUAAAAUUAAUGAUUUAUUUGAAAAUAGAAGCGUCGCUUGUUGUUGUUGCGGCGUGACGCUGUAUAACAUUAUAUGUAUGAAGUAUGAUCAACUCUUGCUUCGUGAAAUGCGCUUUUGU